AUUUCUGAAAUGAAAAGGGGAAUUGCUGGUACCAAAAAUCCACAUUUCUUUUUGGUAGAAUUCUCCAGCCACGCUUGGUGCUCACGCAGGAGGCGAUUUCACUUCAUCGUCACCUCACAAAAGACUUCCAAAUUCACUGCGGCAGACACGGCAAAAUGAAAAUGUUAAAUACAUCCUAGCUGGGAGGGGAUUGAAGCCUUCACUCUCAAUCAAAGAUUUGCAAUAAUAGGAUUCAUAAAAAAAAAAAAAAAAAAGGACAGAUGGGAUUAGAAAAUGUUGCAGUGAAGACUGUGGAAUGAGAUGAGCUCACAGCACCACCCUGUCUUUUGUGGACCUGCACAGUGAUCCCCGAGCCAGACUGGAUUAGGAACCCUCGCGACCAGGAGUCCAGAGAGAGGCCUCCCUUCCCAGGCACUUCAGGGAGAGAAGCUAGAACGAUGCAUCAGAUCUACAGCUGCAGUGAUGAAAACAUAGAAGUUUUCACCACCGUGAUUCCUUCCAAGGUGUCCAGUCCAGCAAGAAGAAGAGUCAAAAGCUCUCAACACCUCCUGACCAAGAAUGUGGUGAUCGAGUCGGACCUCUACUCGCACCGGCCCCUGGAGCUGCUGCAGCACCGCGGUGACCGCAGGGACACGGUGGACGGCCGCAGGGUGGGCCGGCUACAGACCGCGCGGCCUCCUGGGGCGCCCCCCGCCAAAGCUCUCCCCAGACCUGUGGGGAUUUCUGAACCCAAAGCAUCAAAUCUGUGUGGGAACCGAGCAUAUGGAAAAUCUUUGAUGCUUCCAGGGCCCCGAAUCCCAGUGGAGGCAGCAGCCACUGGCUCGGAGAAGGGAGCCGUUCUGACGAGAGGGUCCAGGCAUCGCAAGAAGAUGACCGAAGAGUACCCAACUCUUCCCCAAGGAGCGGAAGCCUCCCUACCACUGACAGGCAGUGCUUCCUAUGGGGUCCCCAGCAUCCUCCGGAAAAUGUGGUCAAGACACAAGAAGAAGUCAGAAUAUGUGGGAGCCACUAACAGUGCCUUUGAGGCUGACUAAGGUGACCCUCCCCUGCAUUGGCCAAGGUUCCCUGGACAAAGGGAGAAAGAUCCAGGAUUGCAGCUGAGCCACACUCACCUCUGCUAUCAGCUGGUCCAAACCCGUCAUCCUCCCUCACUAACUGGUCACCCCGGGCUUAGGGCAUGGAAAAGUCUGUCCCUUCAAGGCAAAAUAAAAACUGCUCAAUUGCUAGAGCCAUGGUCAUAAAGUUUAUAUCCCCUUAUUUAUGCAAAACCAUAGCAUCCCAUUUUAAAGACCUCCGAGAAAAGAAGAGGAGGAUUCCUCUGUCUUCCUUGUGAGUCAUUCUAAAGUGUGAUUUUCUGAUGUAAAUUUAAGAGCUUGACUUUGAGGCAUUUGUGAACACAAUGGUUCUUACCAUUCCCAUCAUCACAUUUAUUUCACCUUGAUGAGGUCUAAUUUUGAAGGACAAGGCAUCACAUAUUAACUUAGUAGUGCCAAUAUGCACUUGAGAAUAUCAUCAAGAUGGCUGCUGAUGGUCAUUGGCAUGAUUGCAUGAGUUCUCUAUGCUUUUAUGUGCAGUUUUUCUACAGAAGAACAUUAAAAAUUAAAUCUCAAAUGCUAAUGUUUUUUGAAGUGGCAUAGUCUAGUGAAAUUAAUAAUACCAUGCUUUGGUAUAAUAAUUUUAACUUCUGGCUAGCACGGUGGUUAUGGCGCUAGCCACAUACCCAAAGCUGACAGGUUGGAACCUGGCCCAGGCCAGCUAAACAACCAUGACAACGGCAACAAAAAAUAGCCAGGCAUUGUGGCGGGCACCUGUAGUCCCAGCU
Messenger RNA from Nycticebus coucang (slow loris), 1822 nucleotides. It is a transcript of the gene VXN, whose product is annotated as vexin. Gene Ontology annotation, biological process: neuron differentiation; neurogenesis. The record is from RefSeq and is a predicted model, not a curated record. Bases 438 to 1034 code for a protein of 198 amino acids. Lineage: Eukaryota; Metazoa; Chordata; Mammalia; Primates; Lorisidae. The transcript has 6 exons.